Molecule: messenger RNA, 4614 nt
Organism: Armigeres subalbatus
Lineage: Eukaryota; Metazoa; Arthropoda; Insecta; Diptera; Culicidae
Exons: 1
Coding region: 1-4614 (1537 amino acids)
Source: RefSeq, a predicted model, not a curated record
AUGGUCCAGUGCGAUCAUUGCGAUGCGUGGAGCCAUUAUACGUGUGCUGGAGUUGAUGAGGACAUCGCCAACCAUUCUUGGGUAUGCGGCCACUGUACCGGCCGGCAAAACGACGAAGCUAUCACAACACAUAGCACAUCCAGUCGCUGCAGUUCGUCGUCGGUGUUGUCCGUCUGUUUGAGUCAGCUGGUGGAACGACAGCAACUCGAGCGCUCCCGUAUGGAAAUAAAGCUACAGCGCCAUCAUUUGGAUGAGCAGCAGAAGCUGAUCGAUAGGGCGCUCGACGGAGCCGAUGCAAAAAGUAACCGCGGUGGUGGAUUAUCCGGCGAAGCGGUCAAUAUUUUGACUUCUCCCUCAUCCAGCAAGCGGCUCACAACGCCACCCCCUCCUAGUGCACCUCUAGUACCGAUUUCCCGUCGAUCGAUGCUGCCGACUGAUACGCCGCGGACUACCUCGCCGUAUAUGGUUUCGAUACCUCUUUCGGCGCUCGAACCGAGUGUUGUUGAAGUUCUGAAGCACAAGAAGGAUCCUCAUGUGGCCCUGAAGGAGCUCAAGAAAAGGGUUGAGCAGUGCGAACAGCGCGCCAACCCAACACCUGAUCAACUCGCUGAGCUCCAAACUCAAUUGGAAAUGUGUCGUAAGCUUCUGGAAGGUUUCCAGGCCGGUAACCAAUCCAUCGAAUCAAGUCAACGAGCGGUACAAAGUCAGUCAGAACCGGCGGCGGGAACAUCGCGUAGGCAGAACGCGACCGGAACUAUCCCGAAAGUGCGUCAGACAUUGCCGACGAUUUCGGACGAAUCCGGAGCAGUCGGAGGAGUCAUCCAGCCGGAUCAAAUCUGGCCACUCAAGGUACCGGUAAAUCAAACGGGCUCUUCUGUGGUAAGUCAACCGAAUAUUUCUCUGCACCCAAAAGGGACGGAACCUCCAGGUAAGCGUCAAGCCUUGAGUAAAUUUAUUGAAAAUCCAAACCGAUAUGCCUUUAACUAUUGCCCCACGACCAAUAUUACAACUUCCCGAGAGCAGCUGCGAAGUUUCGCGCGCCCGGAAGAGAACCAUAUUCCUUCAAUCUUCCACCGAGAGCAGCUGCGAGAAUCACUCGCGCACUCUCGUAACGACAGUUCGUCCAGUUUUGUACGCGAACUAAAUUCAACCAGUUUGCAAUCAAGAAGCCCUCCCUCUCGCGUGGUUGAAUCGUCUCAGACCCCUCGUCAGUCAGAACGUGCUCCACAUGAUCAAGUGAUUCCCAACUGCGAAAUAGUACGUCCCACGCAACAGCAGCUAGCAGCAAGGCAGUCCCUGGCUAAGGAGCUUCCCAGAUUCUCCGGCGACCCCGCCGAUUGGCCGAUCUUCAUCUCCAGCUACCGUUACACAUCCGAAGCUUGUGGAUUCACGGAAGGAGAGAACAUGUUACGCUUACAGCGGUGCUUAUCGGGGGCUGCGCUCGAAACAGUACGCAGUCGAUUGGUGCUACCAGCAGCAGUACCACAGGUGAUCGAGACCCUCCGAAUGCGAUUCGGACGACCGGAGUUACUGAUCAAUGCCUUACUCCGGAAGGUGCGGGAACUUCCGGCCCCAAGGUCGGACAAACUCGAAGGGCUUAUCGACUUCGGCAUGGCAGUGCAAGCGUUGUGCGACCAUAUUGAGGCCGCAAACGAACGCGCUCAUCUCUCGAACCCAGCGCUACUCCAGGAGCUAGUGGCAAAGCUUCCCGCGGACCAACGGAUGAGGUGGGCAGGUUACAAACGGGGAUUUCAGCAUGUGGAUCUUAAGACCUUCGGCGAUUAUAUGGCGGCGGUGGUGCAAGACGCGACAAGUGUGGUGACUUUUGAACCGGAAACGAAUCGUAGCGGUGCCCGUGACCGUCCGAAGAACAAGGGAUUCGUGAAUUCGCACGCAACUGAAACCUCGGAUGAAUCAGGAAAAUCAUCGUAUAAGCCGAAAGAGACGCCGAAGGAAGCGCCGAAACAGCCCGACUGCGCUCAUUGCAAAAGAGGUGGCCACCGAGUUCGUGAUUGUUACGCGUUUAAAGAGCUACACGUCGACGAUCGCUGGAAGCGAGUACGCUCGCUCGGUCUAUGCCAGAAUUGUUUAUUCGACCACGGGCGACGUGGGUGCCGAGUACGGAAAACCUGUGACAUCGACGGAUGCCAAUAUCGCCACCAUCCGCUUCUACAUUCUUCCAAAGGUCCUCAAAGGUCUUCGGAAAAUGCGGUUCAGAUGGCAGAGAAUCACACCCACCGCCAACCAAGUUCUGAAACUCUUUUCCGGAUUAUUCCGGUGACUCUGCACGGGACUAACGCUUCAAUCGACACGUUCGCAUUCCUCGACGAAGGUUCAGAUCUGACUCUGGUGGAGAGCGAUCUGGUGACCUCGCUAGGUGUAAAGGGUACGCCACUGCCACUAUGCCUCCGGUGGACCGGAAACACCUCACGUGUUGAGAAGAGCUCUCAGCAGAUAACGAUCGAGAUUACGGGAUUCGGACUAGAGAAACGACACAAGCUGCUCAAUGCAAGAACCGUUGACAAUCUGGGACUACCCGCUCAAAGUUUCCAAGUGGAGGAAGCCGUGGAACAGCACAGACACCUGAAGGGGAUCCCGAUAAGUAGUUACCAGAAUGCAGUGCCAAAGAUUCUAAUCGGGGUGGACAACUUGCGGCUAGCAUUGCCGCUGAAAGUACGAGAAGGCGGCGGAACAGCACCAGUGGCAGUGAAGACCAGACUGGGGUGGUGCGUAUACGGUCCUCGAGGGAGCAGUAAGCAAGAUUCCUACAGCUUCCACAUGUGUAAAUGUUCCUGCGAUGAGGAACUUCACGAAGCGGUGAAGACAUUCUACGUUGUUGAAGAAUCGGGUACAAAGCCAGCGAAGUCGUCAAUUUCGAAGGAAGAUGUGCGAGCGCUUGCCAUCAUGGAAGCUACAACCCUACUAGUGGAGAACCGGUUUGAGACCGGGCUGAUUUGGCGAGAGGAUCAAGUAGAAUUUCCGGACAGCUACUACAUGGCGGUACGUCGUCUGGAGUGCCUUGAACGCAGGAUGGAGCGCGACCCAGCGCUGAAGGAAAAUCUCCACCGGCAAAUCGGUGAAUAUGAAAUGAAAGGUUAUGCGCACAAGAUAACAAUGGCGGAGAUGGAAGCAGCAGAUUCCAAGAGAGUUUGGUACCUCCCAGUUGGAGCAGUGAUGAACCCCAAAAAACCGGGGAAAGUUCGAGUCAUCUGGGAUGCGGCGGCCAAAGUCAAUGGCGUAUCGUUGAACAGUAAGCUCCUCAAAGGCCCGGAUCAACUCACGUCCCUCCCAGCCAUUCUCUUCCGUUUUAGAUUGUAUGGGGUGGCCGUUACUUCAGACAUUCAGGAAAUGUUCCAUCAAAUCCGAAUCCGAGCUGAAGACAGGGACUCUCAGCGUUUCCUAUGGCGCGCCAAGCCAACCGAGGAGCCGACGAUCUACGUGAUGGAUGUAGCCACGUUUGGCAGCACUUGUUCUCCAGCUUCGGCGCAAUUCGUCAAAAACCGGAAUGCGGAGUUACACAGAGAGCUCUACCCAGAGGCAGCGAAAGCGAUUAUCGACGACCACUACGUCGACGAUUACUUGGCAAGUUUUGGCGCAUGGGAAGAGGCAGCAAAGGUGGCGUACGACGUACGAUUGGUGCACGGUAACGGCGGUUUCAAGCUGCACAACUGGCGGUCGAACAGUGGCGCGGUCCUGGAAAUGCUGGAUGAGGUACAGGUUGAAUCGGACAAACAGAUAAAUUUAACCGACGGUGUGAAAACCGAAAGAGUUCUUGGAAUGCUUUGGAGUCCGUCGAACGACGAGUUGAGCUUCUCCACACAGAUGAGCGAAGAAGUCCAAACAUUGAUCCGAACAGCCACGAGACCGACAAAGAGGCAAGUGUUGCGGUGCGUAAUGACCCUGUUUGACCCGCUAGGGUUGCUCUCGCCAUUCACCAUACACGGAAAGGUUUUGAUUCAAGACUUGUGGCGAGCAGGCACUGCGUGGGACGAGCAAGUCAGCGAGGACGUCUACGCAAAGUGGCACCGAUGGGUGCAGAUGAUAGGUUACAUUGCAGAGAUACGGAUUCCGCGGUGUUACUUCUGCAACGCCGAUCAGAACACGUACCACGAUUCAGAGCUCCAUGUUUUCGUCGACGCAAGCGAGAUAGCGUAUUCUUGUGCGAUUUAUCUACGUACACUGGAAAAGGGUGGGGAUUCGCAGUGUUGCUUGAUCGCUGCGAAAUCAAAGGUCGCCCCACUGAAGCCUUGGUCAAUUCCUCGACUCGAGUUGCAAGGCUGUGUUCUGGGUGUACGAUGGUCGACGUUCGUCAAAGCAGAGCACAACAUUCCCGUAUCCAAGACGGUGUUUUGGACAGAUUCCAGAACGGCAUUGGGCUGGAUCAAGUCCGACCCUAGGAAUUAUCGACAGUUCGUCGCAUUCAGAGUAGGAGAGAUUCUGGAACAUACGACCUCGAGUGAGUGGCGGUGGGUACCGUCGAAGGCCAAUCCAGCGGACGAAGCUACCAAGUGGGGUAGCGGGCCAUACUUCGACCGCAAUAGUAAAUGGUUCCAGGGACCCAAUUUUCUGCGACUCCGAUCCGGAUCCGAGGGAUCCAGUGUCCGCUACCAGUGA